AUGGGGACGUGCAUUCCAUUCAAAACAUAUAUUGCAGAAAACCUCAGUAGGCACCCUACCACAUCAGUUUUGCAAAGUUCGACGUACGGAUCUAAUAUUGCAACACUGGUGAUUGAUGGUGAUAAAAGAACUUCAGAAAAGUAUUGCGCUCACACAGAAGUAAAUCAGACAAAGGCAUGGCUUCAAAUAGAUCUUGGAAAACCCUUCAACAUAGAAAGUGUAAAAAUAUUUUAUAGAAACGAACGUUUUUGGAAGCCCUAUCGAUUCAGACAGUUUUACCUAGAUGUAUCAAACACGUCAGCAACACAAACAAAAACGGCUCAUAGAACUCGAUGUUACACUGACAAUACCACAUACCCAGCAGUACCUCCAAACGUAAUAGACAUACCUUGUAAACACACAGCUAGACACGUCAUUGUGAAGACCACGUAUGACGCACCUGAAGAUAACCCAACUAGGGGGGCUAUCUUAGAAAUCUGUGAAAUAGAGGUGUAUGGAUAUAACAGCGGUGAAACAAAUGCCGCGUCAAAAGACACCACCACAGCCACAUCGACAGCCAUCACCGCAACCGGUGGAGAUAGGGUGUAUUCAGGUGUACCUACCCUGGGCACCACCACCACAAGAUAUUACAGAGGACAGCCUGUCGCCACCGCCUUACCCCUUCCGGUUAACACCAACUCCUCCACCAUAACAGCGACAGCCAUCCCCGCGGAUAAUCAAUGUAUGAGUUAG
Molecule: messenger RNA, 732 nt
Organism: Magallana angulata
Lineage: Eukaryota; Metazoa; Mollusca; Bivalvia; Ostreida; Ostreidae
Exons: 4
Coding region: 1-732 (243 amino acids)
Source: RefSeq, a predicted model, not a curated record